AUGUUCGAAAAUCGGUGGGACAAGCUUCGCCAAUACCAAUUGAUCAACGCAACUGAGAGAAAUCUUACAGAAGCAGACAUUGCGGACUACCAGAACCUGCUGUGCCCACCGGGAUACACCGGAAAUCUGUGCGCAAGCUGCGAGCAAGGCUUCGGCGCUCAGGGCGACUAUGAAUGCGCGCUGUGCCCAGAGGCGCAUCUGAACCACUUUUACUACAUGAUGCAGUGCCUAAUAACAGUCGUGAUGGUGUCCCUCACAGUCCGCACACAGCUGAAGGGAAUCGAUGAAAUUCCUGAAGACAAACAAAUCGAUGAAGAGACCGCCCUGCGCCUGGAAAUGACGUCGUCAACUGGCACCAAAAAGCGCUUCACACGCGGCACACACUCCACGGUCAUAAAAAUCUUGGUGUCCUACUUGCAGGUACGGCGAAUUUCUGAUCGAAAUCUCUAA
Molecule: messenger RNA, 450 nt
Organism: Ostreobium quekettii
Lineage: Eukaryota; Viridiplantae; Chlorophyta; Ulvophyceae; Bryopsidales; Ostreobiaceae
Source: the annotation of a GenBank genome assembly